Messenger RNA from Tachysurus fulvidraco (yellow catfish), 1926 nucleotides. RefSeq lists its product as uncharacterized. The transcript is spliced from 3 exons. Bases 711 to 1889 code for a protein of 392 amino acids. The record is from RefSeq and is a predicted model, not a curated record. NCBI's taxonomy places the organism in Eukaryota, Metazoa, Chordata, Actinopteri, Siluriformes, Bagridae.
AAAACCAUUGCAAACAUUCCAGCAUGUACGUCUCAGCAAGUUAUAACGUAUAAUUUGAGAUUUAAUUAACACACAUUUUCCCACUUAUCCUAAGUGUAUUCCACCAGCUGAGGCAUGUUUUGUAUUCAAAUUAAUUUUCUUUAGUUUUUAUAGUAGCUCACUGAAAGACUGCAUCCAGCAAUUUGCUUCAAACUAUGUCAAGAUGCCAAAUAAUGUUCUUUUAAGCAGGUGUGAGUGGACUUUGCCAUGCAAUUAAUGGUCAUUAGACUUCUUUAUUCAUUAACCAAGUUAACUUAGCAGAACAAAAUUUCUACACCCACAUUUAUCAAACCUGCUUGACUUGCUUGACAUAAGUGAACAAUUUGAUUAAAUUUGAUUUCCCCCAAACUCUACCAUUAACAGGAUAAGGCCUAUGCAAAGUAGAGAAAAUGGAGAUUCACCAGUCAAAAACUAGCAUGAUACUAACAUGGUUAUUUGUGUAGGUGUUCUUCAACAAACAUCAAAACUCCCAAGCAACUAAUUCACAUAAUCUCCCAGGCACCACUGUUGUUUGAAAUGUAAAUGGUGUUUGAAGGGCAGCUAAAGAAAAAACUGUUAUCAAACCCAUAUUUGUUCUAGUGAGGGAGUAUAAAUUCGGGAGCCAAAGUGAAGGUUAUUUCACACCUCACUUCAUCUGUGCAUUGUUCAUCCAUAUUCUUCUAGCUGAAGCCAUGGCACUGUUUGGGAAAAUUCUGGAACCUGUAGGGUUCAUGCAGACCACUCGUGUGCUUGUCGAGGGAAUCUGCUCUUAUCUGAGUGGUAGUGCUAACUCUGAUGAUUUAGACCUGGUGAAAAAGAAUUUAGACCACAUUGAUCAUGAACUUAGCUCCUUUGGCCCAGGUCUGCUAACUGACGAAGAGGUCCACUGUCUUGAAAAUGACUUGGCUGUAGUGUACAAUCAGCUAGGAGCAUCAGUGAGAGCCCAGGCCGAGUUCACAAAACGUGAAACAGAAGUCUUUCUGCGCUUCGUUCAGGAGUACAGACUGGAGCGACAGCUAACAGCAUUGUACAGUCGUAUCAUGGGCAUCUCAGUGCUGACAGAUCAGCCCACCCUUUUGGAGAAGCUUGUGCUUAACCGUAAGCCGAGGCGCUGGGAGAUUAAAGAAUUUUGUGUCAAGGUGAAUUUUGUGCUUGGGACAGGCCUGUUAUGCCUUUUUAUAGAGGCUUCUUUGACAGGAAGAGAUCAGGCUCUUAUGAUGAAGAACUGGUCAGACAAGAUGGCAGCUUUGUACAGGAAAAUGAAAUCCACUGGAGGACUCUGCUCGGGAUACUUCAGAGAGCAAGCUGAAGAUGAUGUAAAGAAGCAGAUCUUGGAGGUUCGGUGGAGCACUCACAGCCCAGAGCAGCAAACAGCUGAAAUUUUAAAAAGUUUAGAGCGCAAUUAUGACUGGCUACACUGGGCUGUGAUGGUACAUCCCCCUGUGGCAUGCUGGAAAGAUGCCACUGUUGCUGAUGAGGGAGAGAAUGAAGAGCAAAGCAGUUGUCUAAGCCUAGAGCACUUCAUCUCUGUUUUUUCAGAGGCUUCUAAUUCUAAUGUAGUGGCCUGUCACAGGGACACCCCAUCCUCCCUGGAUAAAGCUCGCAUCCAUCAGCUGAUAGUGGACCUGGAAUGGAAGAUCCCAAACCCACCACCUGAAAUCUAUGCGGCUAUAGAAGAAGAUCCAGGUAAAGCUAGGCUUUAUCUAGCCAAUCGGAUGUUUAAAAAGCUGCAAGAAGGACUUGGCACAAGUGUUGCUAUCUAUGUGGUACCUGGUAAAAUGGAGAUGAAGUGCAACUUUCCUCAGGCUUCAUAUUACCAAUAUGAAUAUAAACACAGGCUGGCAUCUGGAACAGUUUGUGUAUUUGGGUAGCACACCAGAUUUGAUUUGUGUAAAAUUUGAACAAGCA